AUCUUUCUCUGUUAAGACAGAGAGGAUUAACUGAGAUAAAAAAGAUAGUUGUGGUUGGUCAAGCUAGGGUCUGAACCUCCGGUGAGCCAACGGUUCGACCCCGACCGGCCACCAUUAACACAAGAAAAAGCAAAAAACUAUAAAUAUAUAAAUAAAAAUGAAAGGACCUAAGGUGAUGCAUUCGUUCUUCGUUCUAUUUUUCAUAUUUACCGCAAUAAUUCCGAGUUUCUUGGCUCAUAUUGGAGAGUUCGACGAAGUGUGGAGGAGGAGAGCAGAGGAAGCCAGAAAGGUCGCUCUCCAAACUUAUGAGAGCGAACCUGAAAAUGUCACAUUAGCAUUUAACAAACAAGUCCGUGAUGCUAUGAAGGAAUUAAGUGAAGUAAUACCAAAGAAUGACACAAGAAGGGAGCUAGGUACUAAAAAAUACACGGGCCCUUGUAUGGUCACAAAUCCAAUCGAUAAGUGCUGGAGAUGUGACCCUAAUUGGGCAGACAACAGGAAAAAGCUAGCAGAUUGUGCAAUGGGCUUUGGAUCCAAGGCCACUGGCGGAAAGGCCGGCAGGUUCUAUGUCGUCAAUGAUUCUUCAGAUGAUUAUACCGACCCAAAACCAGGAACCCUACGUCAUGCUGUUAUUCAAAAGGAGCCAUUGUGGAUCAUAUUUGAUAGAGGAAUGACCAUUAGGCUGCACCAGGAGUUGAUCAUGCAGAGUGAUAAAACUAUCGAUGCUCGUGGGGCUAACGUUCACAUUGCUGGUGGCGCUGGUAUCAUGAUCCAGUAUACAAAAAACGUGAUUAUCCAUGGCCUACACAUUCAUGACAUUGUCCAAGGAAAUGGUGGCAUGGUUAGAGAUGCAGUAGACCAUAUUGGACUACGCACAAUGAGUGAUGGAGAUGGCAUUUCCAUAUUUGGUGCGUCCAAUAUUUGGAUUGAUCAUGUGUCAAUGUGGAAUUGCUAUGAUGGAAUUAUUGAUGCUGUUGAAGGAUCCACCGGUAUCACCAUAUCAAAUGGCCAUUUCACAGAUCAUAAUGAGGUGAUGUUGUUUGGUGCGAGUGAUAGUUCUUCAAUAGAUCAACAAAUGCAAAUUACACUAGCAUUCAAUCAUUUUGGAAAGAGAUUGGUGCAGAGAAUGCCGAGGUGCAGAUGGGGAUACAUUCAUGUUGUUAAUAAUGACUAUACUCACUGGAAUAUGUAUGCUAUUGGUGGUAGUAAAAAUCCUACCAUUAUUAGCCAGGGUAAUCGUUUCAUUGCUCCUCCUGACAUCUUCAAGAAGCAGGUAAUUUAUCCCCUCUAUUUGUUUAAUGGCUAUUUGUGCACUUGCCCCUUCAUAUGUCGCGAAUCUGAAUUAAUCGGGNUAUACAUGAAUGGGGCAUAUUUUGUUCAAUCUGGUGAUCCUGAUUGGUCAAAGAAACAUCAAAAUCUUUACGAUGGAAUAUCAGCAGCACCAGCAGAUCAAGUCACUUGGAUUACAAGGUUUGCAGGGGCACUUGGUUGCAAGGUAGGACAGGCUUGUUAGAAACUGCCAGGAAUUCAAAAAUAUUAUAACCACCACGGGAUACUAUACAGUAUAUUUUUGUACAUAAUCGAGACACUCUCAAUUUUGAGUAAUUUUAGUUUUGUAAUCAAUGUUUCGGUUAUGGAAAAGAAAUUCUUUUUGAUUAAUUCAA
Molecule: messenger RNA, 1664 nt
Organism: Nicotiana tabacum (common tobacco)
Lineage: Eukaryota; Viridiplantae; Streptophyta; Magnoliopsida; Solanales; Solanaceae
Source: RefSeq, a predicted model, not a curated record